AUGCUUCGUUUCAGGCAUCGCUCAGUUCCCGGUCUCACGGAACGCUUUGAAUUGUUCGUCAUGCACAAGGAGCUUGUCAACGCGUACACCGAAAUGAACGACCCGGUUAUGCAACGAAAGAUGUUCGAGCAACAAGCAAAGGACAAAGCCGCCGGUGAUGAAGAAGCUCGACCUGUUGACGAAACAUUCUGCACGGCUUUAGAGUACGGACUGCCUCCGGUGGCCGGAUUUGGCCUGGGAAUCGAACGUUUGGCCAUGUUUCUGACCGACAGCUGCAACAUUAAAGUAACUGUUUUUCUUUAAAA
Messenger RNA from Soboliphyme baturini, 305 nucleotides. Lineage: Eukaryota; Metazoa; Nematoda; Enoplea; Dioctophymatida; Soboliphymatidae. The record is from the annotation of a GenBank genome assembly.